GCUUCAGUCUGCCAGUGAGUUUGAGUGGUUGUGCCUGCUAAUAAUAUGCAGGUAUUCCGCCAUGGAGGGGCGCGUCUGCGGGCUGGGAAAAGGCUUGCAAAGCUGCCUCAUUUCAGGAGUUUUCACAUGGAAGUCGAUCUCCUAACAGACGUGAAGCGUCGCGGGCUGGUCUCCCAAAUAUCCUCACCUGAACUUCUCGGCCAGCUGCUCAGAGAGAAGCAGACCGUGUACAUGGGCAUCGACCCGACCGCCCCCGCGCUGCACGUCGGGCACCUCCUCCCCCUCAUGUGCCUCAUGCACUUCCACGUCCGCGGGCACACCGUCCAUCCCGUCAUAGGCGGCGCCACCGGGCUCGUGGGCGACCCGUCGGGGCGGGCGAAAGCGAGGGACAGGGAUAGUCUCGCGAAUGAGCGGAUCGAGGGGAACGCGCGGAGGCUCGCGGAUAGUAUGGGGGUGUUCUUUCGGAAAGGGCUGGAGUAUGCUGAGGGGAGGUGGAAGCAAGAGGGGCCGACGAUUGGGUCUCCGGAGGUGCUCAAUAACCUCGAAUGGACUAGGGACCUGAGUUUGCUGGAGUUUCUGCGCACUGUCGGGGUCCAUGCGAGAAUGAAUACUAUGCUAGGGAGAGAAAGUGUCAAGCUUCGUCUCUCAUCUGAAGAAGGCAUGUCCUACACCGAGUUCUCCUACCAACUUCUCCAAGCCUACGACUUCUAUACACUAUUCCGCAAAAGAGGCUGCCGAAUCCAGAUCGGCGGCUCCGACCAGUGGGGAAACAUCCUCGCGGGGCAAGAUCUCAUCGGCCGCCUCGCGGGGCCUGACCAAGCGGUGGUUUGUCUCACGACGCCGCUGUUCACUACGUCGUCUGGGGAGAAGUUUGGGAAGAGCGCGGGGAACGCUGUGUGGUUGGAUGACUCCAUGACGAGCCCAUUUGAUUUCUAUCAGUUCUUCACUCGUACGACCGACGAAGAUGUACCAAAACUGCUCAAAAUGCUGACUCUUCUCCCAAUGGAGACGAUCGACGCUUCGCUCAACGAGCAUAAAAAUACACCCGAACGUCGGGUAGCCCAGCAUCUGCUCGCGGAUGAGGUCACUGAAAUGAUCCACGGGGUCGACGGCCUACGUCAAGCCCACGCUGCCACAAAAGCCUUAUUCGCGAAGGACUAUACUGGCAUCAAAGCCGCAGACGUGAUUGCUGCCCUGCGCGGAGACCCCCGUCUAGUAUUUUCUUCUGGAUCUGAUUUGUUCGCAAAGCCGCUUGCGCGAUUAGCCCAUGAGCAUCGCCUUGUGCCGUCGAUGUCUGCAGCCCGCCAGUUGGUGUCGUCGAAGGGGUUUUACGUGAAUAAUAAGCGGGUUGAGGAGGUCGGGUUCACGCUGCGACAUUCAGAUCUAUUAGACGGACGUCUCGCUAUAGUACGAGCAGGUAAAGGCAACCAUUUAAUCAUUGCGCUGUCCGAACAUUAGCCGAUACAUGUAUAUACUCGCAGUUAUGAUAAUACAUACACUGCUUGAAGAUCGACAUUCGAAUAGCAUAGCCACCCAGAUCCCAUCGGG
Gloeophyllum trabeum ATCC 11539 is the source of this 1548-nucleotide messenger RNA. RefSeq names its product tyrosyl-tRNA synthetase. The transcript has 8 exons. NCBI's taxonomy places the organism in Eukaryota, Fungi, Basidiomycota, Agaricomycetes, Gloeophyllales, Gloeophyllaceae. Gene Ontology annotation, molecular function: tyrosine-tRNA ligase activity; RNA binding; ATP binding. Gene Ontology annotation, cellular component: cytosol; mitochondrion. The record is from RefSeq and is a predicted model, not a curated record. The coding region runs from base 127 to 1458 and encodes 443 amino acids. Gene Ontology annotation, biological process: tyrosyl-tRNA aminoacylation.